Anarrhichthys ocellatus (wolf-eel) is the source of this 2077-nucleotide messenger RNA. RefSeq names its product chaperone protein dnaJ 10-like. NCBI's taxonomy places the organism in Eukaryota, Metazoa, Chordata, Actinopteri, Perciformes, Anarhichadidae. Bases 7 to 906 code for a protein of 299 amino acids. The transcript has a single exon. The record is from RefSeq and is a predicted model, not a curated record.
GCAAACAUGGCGGAGGUCAGACUGCUGUACGGAAGGGAAGCCUACAGUUUUGCACGAAAAACAUGUAGUCGAUACCACCUUGAAAGUCAGAUUAAGCAUAAGGACAUAAGGACCGUUGGAGUUUCACGGGAUAGUUACACAAGGGUAACACCACUGUCUGGUAGUGUUAACAAUGUCUGGGAUCGCUAUUAUCUUGGACUCAACAAAGAGUCGUGUCUUUAUAAAGGACAGAUUCAAAAUAUAGAGAAACUUCUACCUCGGUACCGAACAAAGUCCCGGAGGACUCUUCGGUCCGCUCGUGGACACCAGAGCCUCGGCUUGUUUUGGGGACAGUUUGUGUUCAUCAGAGCUUACAGCGACACACGAUCUGAGCCCCUUUACAAAACCAAAACAGGCUACUAUGACGUACUGGAGGUGUCACCCACUGCCACUCAGACCCAGGUAAAAACGGGCUACUACAAGCAGUCCUUCAUCUACCACCCGGACAGAAACGCCGCCAGCGAGGACGCCACGGUCCGCUUCGCUGAGAUCAGCGAGGCAUACACCGUGCUGGGCAACAAGGCACUGAGGAAGAAAUACGACCGGGGUCUGCUGAGUCAGUCGGACCUCAUCGCGACGGCCAGACCCUCCGCCAAGGGCGCAGGGAGCUCCGCCAGAGACCCCACCGAGGGCCAGCGGUCCGCGGUGAGCGUAGACAACCGAGUCUUUGAUUUCGACAAGUUCUUCAAGGAACACUACAGCGAGCAGCUUCAGAGAGAACGAGACUUCCGAGUCCGCAAAGAGGAGAUGCUGAGGAAGAAGGAGGAGACGAUCGCGGAGAAGAAGAUGGGCAGGAUGAUGGAGAUGGGAGUUGUGGCGCUGAUAUUGAUGGCGUUGGGUUUAGUGAAAAGUUUGCAGCGAGGAUGAAGAUCGUUCAGGUGGAGGAUGUUGUCCUUGUUUAGGAAUGCUGGACUCACUUGAAUCAUCACCAUUAACACUACAACAAACAACAACACUGCUCUUAAACACCCUCUGUUUUGACCCUCGAUUACAAUAAUGGAAUAUUGUGCAAUAUAAUUUAACAUCAUCCUUUGGGUCAAAGCCACACAGUGCAAUUAACAUCUGAACAAAAUGGCCAAAUUAUUAUUUAAAUCAGUAAUUAUCUGAUUAAAUAAGAUUAUCAACUUUGGCUUUUAUAAAGUCAUCUGUCUUGCAGAUUUCUUUAUUUUUAAUGACAAGUUUUGACGAUGGUUUCAUGUAUUGCUAUUUAUGAAACAUUUGUAGCAAUGUAAGGAAGUAAGGGAUGUGUGUAUCAGUCAUAUAUUGAGAGCCCCAUGCUUAUAACAAAAGGUGCCUUGGGAUAUAUUUAUUGUAAAAAUGAACACUGUUCAGAUGUUUAAUAAAUGACAUGAUCAAUGCCUGGCAGAGCACAGUGAAACAAAUGUUGCUCGAGUCUUUUGUUAGUCAACAUUACACCAACACUGAUUCACUGUAAACCUCAGUUAAAGAACUUUUCUGACACUAGCUGGUGAAAUAAAUAAUCAAAACUUAACCAAAGGCAUAGUCGUUCAGGAGUCGAUGGUUUGUAAAAUCCAUUUUUAAAUGUAGAAUGAACACAAACAUUUAGUGCAUUUAGAGAUCCACAGUUCACGUCACAGUUAAAAGUAAACAAGUCAUAUCAGUGCACAUUAAUAACCAACUCUGGUCAAACAAAACCCACAGUGCAUUACAUGAAGACAGUAAACGUAUUAAAUAUAUUAAAAGUGCUUGCAUAACAAAAAAGAAACUAAAAUCUAUCAAGACAAAUUCUAUCUACACAGCUUAUUAAAUUACAUUUUUUUUCUUUUUACUUGGUAGCUCACAAAACAUUAAGUUCAUUAUUAAAAGGCCAAUCUAGUCUUUCCAAAUGGCACUCAUAAAGUGGGACUGGGAUUGGUUGCUGAGGCUUCCCAUGACACCAAGCCAGACAUGGCAGGUGCGUGAUGAUUUGAAACGGUGUCACAAUGAUUCUCAGGAACACGUUAUCCCAUUUUUUAACACACAAAUACAAGCGCCGUGUUAACUUCCAACACUGAAUUUGUAGAAGUAUUCUUUGUUU